Messenger RNA from Ophidiomyces ophidiicola, 447 nucleotides. RefSeq names its product mitochondrial heat shock protein Hsp10. Bases 1 to 447 code for a protein of 148 amino acids. The transcript is spliced from 2 exons. NCBI's taxonomy places the organism in Eukaryota, Fungi, Ascomycota, Eurotiomycetes, Onygenales, Onygenaceae. The record is from RefSeq and is a predicted model, not a curated record.
AUGGAGCUACAGAGCAUACAUCCUACCUCCGGCACCAUGAUUCCCCGGACAGUGCUUUUCUUGAGCAUCGCCAUGGCUAUUGUUGGCUCAGUUACAGGUCAUAAUUUGGCUGCAAACGCGAAGGAUAGUGAAGCUUUCUACCCUCUUCCCCCUCCAAUGAGCCCUGGCCCUCCGACCAAGGUGGCACGUGAAGAGGUAUGCACAGGAAACCCCCUUGCUAGAGUGAAGCAUAACACAUCACAGUUGGCACCGCGACAGACAGUUCCAAAAGUCUGGGGAAACCCUCGCGAACCGCCCCCGGUCGUUAAAAGGUCUGAUAAUGGAGCACCGGAGAUGAUGAUGGAGAAGCGACAGCCGGAGCCGGAGCCACAGACCGGCCUUGGGUCAUGCGGCCCUCAGGGUUGCCCCCGUCCCCCUACGAAGCGAGGAAUCGAGUUUAGAUCCUAA